CCUAUCAUUUUCGCAGCCUCGUUCGCAGCAGCAGCACUUUAGCAAUUUUGUCCCCAGUCAGCAGUGAAAGUGGUACGCUCAAAGAGAAGAAGCUGAGCUAACUAAUAGCUACAUACAGCACCGAAGUUUUGGGGUAGAAUCUAAAGCUUUUUCAGCGCUCCAAGCUCGCACGCUGUACUCUGCCGGAGGAGCGAGUAGCGGUCGUGUCGGUCAUGGCUACGGGAACGGCGCAGUUGCUGGCGCCCAGCAGGCACGAGGAGGAGAACGACGUCUCCAGCUCGGAGGAGGACGUGGACGGAGAUCUCCCGCCGCCCGUCCCCAAACCAGUCAAGGACGGCCUCCCACAAACUGGGCCAAAGGGAGUUCUGACGGACUUCUACAGAACGCAGCAGGACAGCCGAAGGAAGGCGGUGUUGGAGGAGAAGAGGAGACGAGAGUUGAUCCAGAAACACUCUGCCACCGUCAAGAGCAAGCCAGAAGAGGACAGAGAGAAGCGAGAGACAGAAGCAGCCAACACCACAGACUCCAGAGCCAUCCUCAACCUGGCAAAGGCCCUGGAGGAAGGAGCCCUGGAUCAGGAUCCGUUUGUCCAGCAAUACAGAGCACGGCGGAUGGAGGAGAUGAAAGCCCAGGCUAAACUGGGGAAUUCUCAGAGAAUGAUGUUUGGUAACCUGAUAGAGAUAAGAGGGAGUAAGAUUGAUAACGUCGUGGAGACCGCACCUCCUCAGACCUUCAUUGUCAUACACAUCUAUGACGAGAUGAUUGGAGAGUGUCAACUACUCAACAAGUGCCUCACUAGGCUUGCAAAGCAGUACACCACUGUGAAGUUCUGUCGGGUGCAGUCUCAUCAACUCAACAGCCAUUUGAGCUCCGAAUUUCUGGAGACUGCACUGCCAGCCAUGCUGGUCUACCAAGGAGGUCACCUGGUGGGGAAUCUCCUGCGAGUGACUCAGACACUCAAAGAUGAAUUCACAGAGGAGGACGUGGAAAUGUAUCUUCACGAGCACAGCUGUCUUCCUCCAGACUCUGAGAAAGAGGAGCUCCUGUCAUCAUCGGCUGGGAAGAAGCUCCUUGGAAACUCCGCCUCCUCAGACUCCGACUAAUUUUUACAUUAUUACCUCAUAGUUUCUUGAUUUCGCAAGUUUUUGUUAGCGUUAUUACACAGCACUUUAUUCUUUUCUGCAUCAGUUAUUAUGCAUAGCUCUUACUUUCUUCUUAUUGUUUUUGAUCACCCAUAUUAUACUUCAAGGAGUGCUUUCAUUGUGUGCAUAUGCAAUAAAAAUUGAAGUCAAUUUAUAAAUAUUACGAGUUUUGUUAAAUUUAUCUGCCAACCAAAUUUUCAGCCAUGUAGCCAUCCUGUGUCACUCUGCCCGUAUCAUGCGUGAGGAGGGAGUAUAUAAGAGUGAUGGAGGAAAAAUCG
This is a messenger RNA of Geodia barretti, 1420 nucleotides long. The record is from the annotation of a GenBank genome assembly. NCBI's taxonomy places the organism in Eukaryota, Metazoa, Porifera, Demospongiae, Tetractinellida, Geodiidae.